AUGAUCAAGGAUCUCUUCAAAAUGAGUUUACAUCGGCCCCAUCAACCCAACCAAUUUACACUGAAUGGAAAGAUGGCUUGUAUUGGCUUCCGAGGUGGCAGAGAAGAGGGAAAAACUGCUGGAGUUUAUGCCUGGGCUGAUGGCCUUACAGCAGAGGAAAUUGGAACAGAACAAGAAAUUGAAUUGUCCCUUCCUGAUCAUAAUGAAUUCCUAUGUGAAAGAGUUUGA
Molecule: messenger RNA, 228 nt
Organism: Puccinia triticina
Lineage: Eukaryota; Fungi; Basidiomycota; Pucciniomycetes; Pucciniales; Pucciniaceae
Exons: 2
Coding region: 1-228 (75 amino acids)
Source: RefSeq, a predicted model, not a curated record